Funneliformis geosporum is the source of this 738-nucleotide messenger RNA. Lineage: Eukaryota; Fungi; Glomeromycota; Glomeromycetes; Glomerales; Glomeraceae. The record is from the annotation of a GenBank genome assembly.
AUGACAUUGCAUUGGAAAGAUGAUCCAAAACUACUAAAACAAAUAUGUCUUGUUGAUAUUAAAACAGAACCAAAUCCACAAUGGAUCAUGAUCAUAUGUGGAAAUCAAGAAAAUCUGCUAAAAGCUUUUGCUUUCUACUGGCGAACAUUUAUCUCUGACAUUCUAGUUGGAUUUAACGAUUCAGACUAUAAUUGGUGUUUCAUUAUGAAAAGAGCCUAUCACCUUAACAUAAUCAAAUGGAUUGGAAAUACUGUGAAAAAGAUAGGAGAGAAUUCUAAAAAUGCUUUGAAGGCAAAGAAUGUUAUUAAGUAUUUUGAAAAAAGUGGGGAGGAUCUGAAAAAAAAGAAAAAUAUGGGUGAUUCAAUUAAGAUCAAAAUUAGUGCAGAAGAUGAUUUUACUUCUAGCUUUCUUAAACUGCCAGUUGAAAAGAAAAGUUUACUUAAAUUUUUCUUACAAAAGUGUGGUCUUGAUAAUAAGGCUGACAUGCCAUAUGAUAAAAUACGCAAUGCAUUAUCAGGAGCUAUUGGUAUUGAAAAGGAAAGGUCAGUAACUGGUCUAGAUUUUAUACCUUUAUAUCCUAGCCUUAUCAUGACAAAUAACCUUUCUCUGGAAAAAUUUAUAUUAAGUUCAAAGGAUGCUGACAUUGCACAAAAAAAUGGGAAUACCUACAUGAGAUUAGCUUUUCAUUCAAUAAGCGUGACAUCUAUGCUUGAUGCGUUCACCAUGAUAGCUAAAUAG